AACUGCCAUUUCCACCUAUUCCAGCCCAGACUAGGAUUCGGGUAGGGAGGAAGAUGGAGCAUGAAACAAAUCUCCCUGGAGAUGCCGAAUAAGCUUCCCGGAUCGCUAACACUAGUGGUGACACGCGCCAGACAAAGGAGCUGGCAUUCUAUAAAUGAGGCAGCAGGCAGGGAUCAGCAAUUGGCUGGAUUGUCAGGAGAGAGGAGCGCCUGCAUUUCGGAGCAGUCUGUGAGAGCAAAGUGCUCAGAGGGUCACAGCCUCACUUCUGCCGCAUGCGAACACUUCUGCAGCGUCCACUUGCACCAUCUUUGGAGAAAAGUUCUGCUGCCAGUCUUCAGAAUGACCAGAAAGAUCUUCACCAACAGCAGGGAGAGAUGGAGGCAGCAGAACGUCAACAGUGCAUUUGCUAAGCUUCGAAAGCUUAUUCCCACCCACCCACCAGACAAAAAACUCAGCAAAAAUGAGACCCUCCGUUUGGCCAUGAGGUACAUCAACUUCCUCGUCAAGGUCCUUGGAGAGCAAGGCCUGCAGCAGACAGGGAUGCCUCCACGAGGAAGGAUACUUGGGCUUUUCCAGCAGAAUCCAAGUUUGGAAAGCAUGGAUGAACUGACUCUCAUGGAAGACUCUGAGGUCCCUUCUCCAAGCACAAGCAGCAACAUCCCAGAGUGCUGGUCAGAAACAUCUUCUCCGUGAUGAGCCACCAAGUUGGGCCGGUCAUCUUGGUGGUAGUCAUGUGAUAGUCCCCCCUUUGUAUAAGUCGUGGGUUGUUUGCCUAUGUAAAAUAUUUAUUUAUUUAUUUAUUUGCUUUUUUUUCUCAAGUGCAUUCGGUGUAAUGUUCCCCCCUCCCCCAGAGAAGAUAGUCAUUUUCAGUAAUUAGAAGAGAAAUAUUCCAUUUCUGGAAGAUAAGUAGCACUCCAAAGCUGCAACUUGCCUCCAUAUCUUUGAUAUGUGUCACAGAAAACCAUUGGUGGCAAGAACCCUAUUGCCCACUGCUUGCCUUUAUCACAAGGAUAAAGAAAAUGUGGGCCGGAUGUAUUCUUUCAAAACCUACCCAAAGCGACUACAAUUCUCUCCAAUUUAUUUUUUUUCAA
This is a messenger RNA of Anolis sagrei ordinatus, 1091 nucleotides long. It is a transcript of the gene TAL2, whose product is annotated as TAL bHLH transcription factor 2. Lineage: Eukaryota; Metazoa; Chordata; Lepidosauria; Squamata; Anolidae. The record is from RefSeq and is a predicted model, not a curated record. Gene Ontology annotation, molecular function: protein dimerization activity; DNA-binding transcription factor activity, RNA polymerase II-specific; RNA polymerase II cis-regulatory region sequence-specific DNA binding. Gene Ontology annotation, biological process: regulation of transcription by RNA polymerase II.